AUGGAUUUUGCCGGUUUGGAGACAGUGGUGGCGAAUUCUGCCUAUCUGGCAGCCAGGGGCAGUAUCGAUAGUCACUUGGCGUUUGCCAUGCAGGACAGAAGGAUGAGGGCCCGCCUGAAGUUGCCCCCAGUGUCUCAGUGCCAGCCCACUGAGGGCGAGAUGGACUUGACGUUUGAGAGCAUUUGCUGCCAGCAACCAGUGGGCAAGAGGCUGUUCCAGCAGCACCUGAGGAGCACCGAGCAGUUCAAGAUGGCCGCUGGGCUGUGGCAGGUCAUGGAGGACUACAACAGCAGGCCGGAGGAGGCUGAACACAUCCCGCUGGCCCUGACCAUCGUCCACCAGUACUACGAUCCUGACUCCCGGGAUUUCUGCUCCUUCCUGAGUGAGGACGCCAUCGCACGGGUGCAUGAGGGCGCGAGGCUCGGCAGGGCCGACCUGUUCCGGGAAUCGGAGCAGCAGCUCCUGAGCUACCUGGAGGCCCAGGCCUUUGAGGGCUACAAGGCCAGCCAGUUCUUCCAGCGCUUCCUGCAGUUCAAGGGGCUGGAGGGACAGCCGGUCGGAGAGGAGUGGUUCGCCGACUUGCGGGUGCUGGGCAAAGGGGGCUUUGGUGAGGUGUGCGCCUGCCAGAUGAGGGCCACAGGAAAACUCUACGCCAACAAAAAGCUUAACAAGAAGCGGCUGAAGAAACGCAACGGCCAUGAGGCUGUGAAGAUUGAGAAGCAGAUUCUGGCCAGGAUUCACAGCCGUUUCGUUGUGACACUGGCGUACGCGUUUCAGACGAAGCAUGACCUGUGUUUAGUUAUGACCUUGAUGAACGGGGGUGACCUCAGGUAUCACAUCUACAACGUGAAUGAGAAGAUGCCUGGCUUUGAUGAGGCCAGAGCGUGUUUCUACUGCGCCCAGAUCCUCUGUGGCCUACAGCACCUGCACCAAAACCGUAUUAUCUACCGAGACUUGAAACCGGAGAACGUCCUGCUUGAUGACAAUGGCCACGUGAGAAUAUCAGACCUGGGACUAGCGACUGUGCUGAAGGACGGCUGCAGCCACACCAGGGGCUAUGCAGGGACUCCAGGUUUCAUGGCUCCAGAAAUGCUGAAAGGGGAAUGCUAUGAUUUCUGUGUGGAUUACUUCACACUCGGAGUCACGCUGUAUGAGAUGGUCGCUGCAAAGGGACCUUUCCGAUCCCGGGGACAGAAGGUCGAGCCCCAGGAGGUGAGCAGGCGGACGCUGAAUGAGCCGGUGUGUUACCCCAGCAUGUUCAGUGAGGAAUGUAGGUCACUGUGCGAGGCUCUCAUGGCCAAAGAUGCUUCGGAACGCAUCGGCUUCAGGCAGGGCUCCUGCAGCGAGGUGAAAACACACCGGUUCUUCCAAACAGUCAACUGGACCAAGCUGGAGGCUGGUCUCAUCGAGGCCCCAUUCACCCCUGACCCUAAGACUGUCUACGCCAAAGACAUUGCUGACGUUGGAACCUUCUCCAGCGUCAAGGGCGUUGUCCUCACAGAGAGCGACCAGCAGUUUUACAAAGAGUUUGCUUCUGGGAAGAUGGCGAUUCCGUGGCAGGAGGAGAUCAUCGAGACCGGCGUGUUCGAUGAACUGAACGUCUGGGGAGAUGGAGGGUUAACACAGAGUGACGACUGCUUCAAGCCAAUUCCCUCUAAUCCGGGCAGCUUCCGGGAUUCUGCUCCAUCCGGCUCCGGUCUCAGGCCCCCAACUCCAGGUCAGUUGAGCGGGAUGAGAGAGAGAGAUGUUUGGAUUUCUCUCAACCUCACGGGAAAAGCUGGGGACCGCGGGAAGGACACGGAAGCUCCUGUUGGGUUCCUGAGCAGCCAGUAG
Molecule: messenger RNA, 1833 nt
Organism: Hemiscyllium ocellatum (epaulette shark)
Lineage: Eukaryota; Metazoa; Chordata; Chondrichthyes; Orectolobiformes; Hemiscylliidae
Product: rhodopsin kinase GRK1-like
Exons: 9
Coding region: 1-1833 (610 amino acids)
Biological process (GO): signal transduction; protein phosphorylation; regulation of signal transduction
Cellular component (GO): cytoplasm
Molecular function (GO): ATP binding; G protein-coupled receptor kinase activity
Source: RefSeq, a predicted model, not a curated record